UCGGCGCUCGCAUUUGCCUCGCGGCCGGCAGAAAGAGUAGCAAGAGUAGCUGACCAGGAGUGUAUCGGCUCGAAGGAAGGAAAUCUCUCUUGAAGAUGCUCUUGCACGUGUCAGUGGCAGUAGAAUCGAUUGUCCAGUGAGACAGAGUGUCGCCCACGCGUGUCAUGUGUGUGUGAGGCCCCGCGGCCGCGUGUGCUCGAGUGCUGCCCAUUCGGAGAGUGUCCCUGAGAUGACAGAGAGACCAUUCUAUGCUGUCCUGCCGCAACAGCUUCGAUUCAACGACGAAAUCGUGCUCAAGGGGAAGAUCAAGCAGGACGCCGAGGUUUUCUCCGUGAACUUCUGCCUGGAGUCGAGUCCAACGCCGUCCUACAUUGCCUACCACUUCAAGACGCUCUUCAGGGCAGAUCCGUCCGUGGGCGUGAUCCAGAACCACAAGAACUACGUCUGGGGCGACGAAGUGAUCAACUCCAACACGUGGAUCGACGGACCUGGUCAGGACUUCAUCCUCACAUUCCUCUUCACGAAUCGCGACAUCACAGUCUACACGGACGACGACAACCGGUGCUUCCAAUACAAGUACGACCACCAGUUGGACAUUAGUGACAUCAAGACUGUGCAGAUCUGGGACGAUCUCGACUACAUCACGGAGGUGAUCUUCCGCUACAAGCACCCCAGCGAGAACAGCGUGUGAGAAUCACGACGAGUUCCAGGGAAAAAGAUCGCGCUCAAUGUUCGUCGAAGGCAAUUUCCUCUCUUUACGUCGGCUCUAUAUACUCAAUGUGGCACUACUAAACCUUCUCAGCUCUCGCGCCCUGCUCAUUAUUUUUCCUGGGAAAAGCAAUCAAAGAGCCUUCCCACACACACUCACCGUAUAAAUGUAACGACAAUUUGAAUUUUUAAUUUGUUUUUAUAGAGAAUUACAUAUCGUAGUAAAAUGGUUAAGAAUUUA
Molecule: messenger RNA, 949 nt
Organism: Phlebotomus argentipes
Lineage: Eukaryota; Metazoa; Arthropoda; Insecta; Diptera; Psychodidae
Exons: 2
Coding region: 230-691 (153 amino acids)
Molecular function (GO): carbohydrate binding; galactoside binding
Source: RefSeq, a predicted model, not a curated record